AUAGUAUGCUGGCCCUCUACACAGCAAGCUUUGUUGACUCGCCAAGUUCCGUACAAAUGAACCUCGUUGUAACUUCCCCCAAAGACCUCCGCACCAUGCCAUUUACUUCUCUUCUCUUCUCUUCUGCCUUCAAUAUUUGCCAAAAGCACCUUUAGUACCGCUCCGUUUACUCCAAUGGAAGAAAACAAGCUACUUGGACGCACUUCGUCGUCGGACGAUGAUGCAGAAGACACAACAUUCGCUAGCAGAAUGAAACGCAUUUCUAGUCGUGAAACUUUCUUCUCCCGCAUACAGAUUUUUCGUUUUUGUCUUGAAGUUAUUCUCAUUGUCUGCCUUCUUGGCACGACUGGUCUUAUUUUGAAGAAUGACAUCGGCAAAGCUGGUACCUGUGAUAAUCAGGUUUGGCCGGCAGGAAGUGAUUACAAUCAUUUCGUACCUCAUGAUGUCAGCUCAAGAGGUGUACCCAAACCCUCUGGCCCAGAUCAAUACCAGAUAGCUGCUGAUGCAUUCCGUGACCGGGGUCUGUUUAAUCAAACUCUAAGCUCAUGGCAAGGUCUUUCUCAUGCGUUUGUGCGAGCCACACCGUAUGAUGGUAGCGGACCCCAAAAGCUGUUUGCAGGAGAUCUGUUCGAGAUUGCCGCAUUUCAUCAAAUGCAUUGUCUAACAUCUAUACUUGAGGACUUUGGUCUUCUGGCUGCCGGAAUCCCCAAAGAAGAACUGCCGGGUUACCACAGUGGUGUAACGUUGACAUGGGAAGAGCACAAGGCGCAUUGUUUCAACUACGUCCGGCAGGCUUUGAUGUGCUUCGCUGAUUCUACCGCUGAAGGACACAUUGACGGCGACCCUCAUCGUGUAGCUGAUCAUGGGGUAAUUCACGUUUGUAACGAUUUUGAUGCCUUGCUAGCGUGGUCCAAGGAGCCAGAGAGAAUUUUGCCUAAAAGUUGGAAGGUGACCGAUUGAGAAGAAGAAUUGCUUGUAGUUAUAUUUGACGAAAUGGAAGUUGAAAUUUUCA
Messenger RNA from Botrytis sinoallii, 1012 nucleotides. RefSeq lists its product as uncharacterized. Bases 175 to 960 code for a protein of 261 amino acids. Lineage: Eukaryota; Fungi; Ascomycota; Leotiomycetes; Helotiales; Sclerotiniaceae. The transcript has 5 exons. Gene Ontology annotation, biological process: mycotoxin biosynthetic process. The record is from RefSeq and is a predicted model, not a curated record.